AUGUCUUCGCCCGUGUCGCCCGCACCCCCAACACCUCACAUGACUACGCCUCGCCGACCGUCUCACCCAGCGACCUCUCCGCUCCAACAAACCAGCACCUUCCCGCAACCGCCCACUCUCCGAAGAGCUUCCAGCAACAUGAGCCUCGGACAGCGACCAACCCCUUCACCCAAGCUGGUCCGCAAAAGCUCGAGACAGUCAAUGACCGGUCAGACUGAGGAGUCGGAGAAGCGGCCGACACCGAAGCGAUCCAUCUCCAACCUCAUUGCGAAUCUUAGGGAGGCGCAAGCGACGAUGGAGUCGAUCGAUGAGCCCGUCCCGCUCACCGCCGCCCAGCUAGCCACCGCCCACUUCACGCAAGAGCUCUUGGCGCACACUCAACCUGAUGUCCAUGCGGAAACGGUGGUGAUCUUACACGACGCAUGCUACGCCCACCGAUACUCCCGCCUGAAAGCGACAAAGUCCACAUUAUCGAUGAUCGUAGAGCGGCCGGAGCGCAUCCAUGCGAGCGUAUUGGGUGCGUCGGCAGCGUAUGUGAGGCUCGGCGAGCAUUAUGCGGGAGCACGAAACGCACCACACCCGCACCGACAGCAAGCAUCUCCACCACCCUUCAAAAUCAGGCGAACGACGCGCUCCGUUGACAUUGGCAGCACGUAUGUAACGAACGUGCACGGCACGGCAUGGAUGUCGGAGCUGCGGGAACUGUGCAACGCGGCAGGCGAUCGACUGGCAACGGGCGCGAAGGAGCUGGAACGAGCUGCCACCCCAAACGGUCAGGACAAGCGCAAGCUCCACGAAGGGGACCUCUACCUCGCUCCCGAGUCGUUAGAUGCAUUUCAGGGCGCACUGGGAGGUGUGGCAGAUGCCGUCGACGCUGUCUUCGAACCCGCAACGCCGACCAAGCGUGCUUUCGUCGCCAUUCGUCCGCCGGGUCAUCACUGUUCCGCCGACUACCCUUCUGGAUUCUGCUGGCUCAAUAACGUGCAUGUCGGCAUCGAAUAUGCGGCGCAGACGCACGGCCUCACUCAUGCCGCAAUCUUGGACUUCGACUUGCAUCACGGCGACGGCAGCCAAGCCAUCACCUGGGAGCGCAACAGCAAGAACAAUCAGAAACGUUUGUAUCCCAAACCCAACAGCAAAGCCAGACUAGGUCCGGAUAUCGGGUACUACAGCUUGCAUGAUAUAAAUAGCUACCCCUGCGAGAUGGGCGAUGAUGACAAAGUCCAAGCAGCCAGUUUGUGCAUUGAGAACGCGCAUGGGCAGAGCAUCUGGAAUGUGCAUUUACAGGAGUGGAAGACGGAGGAGGAGUUUUGGAGAUUGUAUGAAGGCCGGUAUCGUAUGUUGCUUGAGAAAGCGAGGGAUUUCUUGCGCCAUCACACCCUGCGGCUACACGGAGAAGGCAGAGUACCACCGAAAGCGACGGUGUUCAUCAGUGCAGGAUUCGACGCAAGUGAGUGGGAAGGGGCGGGUAUGCAGAGGCACAAGGUCAACGUGCCCAGCGAGUUCUAUGCGCGCUUCACACGUGAUGUCGUGGAGCUUGCACAGGAAGAAGGCACGAGCUGUGAGGGGAGGGUGAUCAGUGUGCUAGAAGGCGGCUACAGCGAUCGAGCGCUCUGCAGCGGCGUACUGAGCCAUCUCUCCGGCCUCUGCGCCUCCCCACCCCUACCCACCCACGGCAUGAACACGAAGGACAGCGCAAGCCUGGACGAGAUGAUGAACGGCCUGCGCAUUCACGGCCAAACAUCAUCCUCCCCAACCACCCUCUCCUACGACAAAACCUGGUGGUCCCCUGCCAACCUAACCGCCCUAGAACUCAAAAUCAACCCACCCCUACCUCCUCUUCAACCCAAACGAGUCCGCACAGGCCCCCAACCAACCUACGCCACACCCACCGAAUCCUUCGCCUACAAAGUCGUCGACCCGAAUAAAUUCGCCCGCUCAAUCUCCGGCACCAUGCGCGAAAUGCCGCCGCCUCCGCCUCGACCACGCACCCCGCCGCCUCCGGAGGUUGAUUGGGUCGUUGCGACGCAGGAGUUAAGUCGACUGCUCAUACCUACUGAUCGACGAACGAGGAGUUGGACGGCGGAGGAAUUGGGGGCAGGGAGGACGAAGAAGGAACGGCAGAGCGCUGCGCCUGUGCUUGAGGGUACGGGUGCGAGUGCGAGUGUGGACGAUGCUGUUGGGAAGCCGCGGCAGUUGCGGGAGAGGAAGGGGAAGGUUUUGGGUGCGGGUGCGGGUGCGUAUGUGGAGAGUGCGUAUAGUGAUGGGGUGGAGAGUGUGAGGAGUGUUAGUCGGGGUAGCAGUAGUCGGAGGCAGACGAUGCAUGAGCUGCCGUUGACCACGAACGGCGGGGUUAACGAAGAGCAGCAGCCACUGGUGCGAAGGGUGAGUAGACGGCUCAGUGGCGGGAGUGCGUUGAGUGGCGUGUCGGACGGUUUGGUGAGUAUUGACGCCGAUCCGCCGCCCAUUCCUGCUGUACCUGUCCCCACUUUCGCGCCAGCGGCAAUGACAAACGGAAACAUGAGACCACCAGCUGUCCCCGCUCUGACAGGAAAUGGUGGCGCAAUGCAAGUCAAGAAAACGCGGGCGCCGCCCGCUGCAGCGAAGCCGAAGAAGCCAGCCGGGCAAGCACAGCACGUACCUGUGCCGACGAGCGCCCCGGAGCCGUCCCCGGCCGCAAAUGGCGGCACUGUGGUUAAUGACUUACACGAGCUGACAUCCGGCCUGAAGCGUAUCUCGCUCAAAGUCGGCUCGCGCGAGGAGCAUGACCGGAAGCUGAAGGAGAAGGAGCGAGAUGUGGCGGCUGCUGCGGCUGCGGAGCGCAGUGCGAGGGCCAAAAGGGCGGCGGAGACGAGGAGGGUGAAUGCGGCGGCUAGGAAGGCUGCG
This is a messenger RNA of Baudoinia panamericana UAMH 10762, 2886 nucleotides long. RefSeq lists its product as uncharacterized. The annotation marks the transcript as partial. The record is from RefSeq and is a predicted model, not a curated record. Gene Ontology annotation, molecular function: histone deacetylase activity. The transcript has a single exon. Lineage: Eukaryota; Fungi; Ascomycota; Dothideomycetes; Mycosphaerellales; Teratosphaeriaceae. Gene Ontology annotation, cellular component: nucleus.